GAGCUCGCCGGAGCCGCCCCUGGCGUCAGCGCUGGCGGCAAGGGCUGGAGCCGGGGCUGCUCCCGCCUCCUCCUCCUCCUCCCUCCUCCUCCAUUGUAUAAUGCUGCGUGAUCGAGCGGAGGCUUAAAUCCUCCUCCUCCUCUUCCUCCUCCUCCGCACCCCGGCGCAGCGCGGGAGCGCCAUAUGGAGCUGCUGUGAGGGGCGAGAGCCGGCGCCCCGCGUGCUCGAGUUGCCGGCUGGAGCCGCAUGUGAUAUAUGUUGGGGAAAGGAGGAAAGCGGAAGUUUGACGAGCAUGAAGAUGGGUUGGAAGGCAAAGUGGUGUCUCCUACUGACGGUCCCUCUAAGGUGUCGUACACCUUACAGCGUCAGACUAUCUUCAACAUUUCCCUUAUGAAACUUUAUAACCACAGGCCAUUAACCGAGCCAAGCUUGCAAAAGACAGUUUUAAUUAACAACAUGCUGAGGCGAAUCCAGGAAGAACUCAAACAAGAAGGCAGCUUGAGGCCCGUGUUUGUGACCGCGUCGCAGCCCGCCGACCCUCUCAGCGACAACUUCCGCGAGGCCCAGCCGGCCUUCAGCCACCUCGCCUCCCCGUCCCUGCUCCCCACUGACUUGGUAAGCACUACGCCCCUGGAGUCCUGCCUCACCCCGGCCUCUUUGCUCGAGGACGACACUUUUUGCACUUCCCCGACCGUCCAGCACGACGGUCCGACGAAACUACCACCUCCUGCUCUCCAGCCAGUCAAGGACAGCUUCUCCUCAGCCUUGGAUGAAAUCGAGGAGCUCUGUCCCACACCUACCUCCGCAGAGGCAGUAGCAGUAGCAGCCGAAUCAGCCGCCGGUGACUCUAAAGCCCACCCCUGCGAGUCCAGCGUUCCCAAGCCCGAGGGCGUCGCGGAGAGCAGAACGGCCGAGUCCAAACUCAUGGAGCCGCUCCCUGGCAACUUCGAGAUCACGACUUCCACAGGUUUCCUCACAGACUUGACCCUGGAUGACAUUCUGUUCGCUGACAUUGACACGUCCAUGUAUGAUUUUGACCCCUGCACGUCGGCCGCGGGGGCUGCCUCCAAAAUGGCGCCCGUCUCGGCGGACGAGCUCCUAAAGACGCUGGCGCCGUACAGCAGCCAGCCAGUAACUCCAAAUCAGCCUUUCAAAAUGGACCUCACAGAACUGGAUCACAUCAUGGAGGUGCUUGUUGGGUCUUAAAGCGUAGAAAUAGAGCAACUCUCUCUCUCUCUCUCUUUUUAUUUUAUUUCUUUCGUUUUAAGUACCAGUAUAUACACUCGGUAGUAUUUCCAUCGUCCCUCCCACCCGAUUCACAGCACUGUGCAUGCGUCCUUGCUUGCCUUUUUGGAAAAGAAAAGGAUCACACUAGUUUUUGCUUCAAGCAGAGUUGGAGUGCCUUCAUCCAUGUACGACCACUUCUAAUGUAUUUUUUUCCAAGUGGUUCCUCAAGGAAGACCGAAUAUCCGGUAGAGGAAAGAAUACGUAUUGUAGACAAUGUUAUGUUAUUACAGAAAAAAAAAAGAAAUUGUACAAGCUAAGCACAAGGAUUAUGUUGGGGAAAGCUGUAAAUUGCAUGUGCAUAUUUGUCUAUUUUUUCUAUAAGUUUUAUUGCGAGAGGUUAAAAAAAAAACAAAAGAAUUAUUAUUUAGAUAAUCUCAAUAC
Lagopus muta (rock ptarmigan) is the source of this 1668-nucleotide messenger RNA. It is a transcript of the gene SERTAD2, whose product is annotated as SERTA domain containing 2. NCBI's taxonomy places the organism in Eukaryota, Metazoa, Chordata, Aves, Galliformes, Phasianidae. The transcript is spliced from 2 exons. Gene Ontology annotation, molecular function: transcription regulator activity. The coding region runs from base 256 to 1206 and encodes 316 amino acids. Gene Ontology annotation, cellular component: nucleus. The record is from RefSeq and is a predicted model, not a curated record.